AGUUAAACAAAAAUCAGACACUAAUAGUGGGCUGUUUUAUGGUUGUUUGCUUGCAAAAAAGACACGUAGGCUGGGAUGUUUUUUUGGAUGAAAAGGAAAUUGUGAAUGCCGCUUUGUUCACUCAACCCCCAUUUUCUCUAAUGCGGCUGUGAUGAGGGGAGAAGAAUUGUAAAUAGACGCUGUGAAAAAAAAAGAAGAGUGAUGUUUUUACUCUUUAAUCAUAACUGCAUGCUGUAUGAUGAUUUUUUUUUUUUUUUUUUUUUCAAAUUUACCUUUAAUGUGCUCUUUUCAAUGCAUGAAAUUUUGAUUAGUUCCCACACUGCUGAAGAAAGAGCAGCACUUAAGAGGUCACAAGCUUGUUUUUGUAUACUUAUAAAAGCGUUGGAUUAUGAAUGUGUUUUUUAAUCUUCUUUUAUCUCUUUUCUUGUUAUUUUAAAGGUUUCCUGUGAUAAAGCCUUUCAGCGCGGAACAUGACGCUCCAAAUGCUUAAGUGGCUGCCACUUAAAAACAUGAAUAUUUGUCGUUUCUAUUAAGCUGUUCUGGACUGAAAUGACAAACUAUGGUAGUGUGACAUCCUGCCAGGGGACCCCAGCCAAGGCUAUGUGAUCAGCAGAGCGUCUGCAAUCUGCAAAUGAACUGGAGGAGCCGUUUAUGCAGCAGGAAAAGCUUUUAUCCUCUGCAUGAGGCGGAGCAGGAAAAAGGCAGAGGGUUGAAACUGUAUUAAUUGAGGAGCAGAUGUGUUAUCAAUCUGCAAGACAUUUGUACAGUUUAAUACAUCCAACAGAUUAUGUUUCCUGCUGAGAACAUGAGUGUUUUCUCUGCAGCUGAUGGGUGUCCAAACUGCAGCUCCUCCACCCACCCAGAGGUGGAUGUGGCCAAGGCGGUGGUUUUGGGGUUGGUCCUGGUGGUGUUUGUAGUCUUCGGGGUUCUUGGCAACAUCCUGGUCAUCCUGUCGGUGCUGUUCCACCACCACUGGCGCUCUGUGACACAUUACUUCAUCGCCAACCUGGCCGCAGCAGACCUGCUGCUCAGUGCUGCCGUCCUGCCCUUCUCCGCCACCUCGGAGGCUCUCGGCAGGUGGGUGUUUGGCCGCUCCUUCUGCAGCGUCUGGGCCGCCCUGGAUGUCCUCUGCUGCACCGCAUCUAUUCUCAGCCUGUGUGUGAUCUCUAUCGACCGCUACCUGGCCGUCAGCUACCCCCUGCGCUACCCUGCCAUAGCUACGGGUCGGCGAGGCCUGACUGCGGUGGCUGCUCUCUGGGGACUCUCUGCAGCUAUAUCUGUGGGCCCUCUGUUCGGCUGGAAGGAGCCAGACCCAGAAGAUGAGACAGUGUGCCGAAUCACGGAGGAGCCCGGCUAUGCUUUGUUCUCAGCGCUGGGAUCUUUCUACAUACCUCUGGCCAUCAUCCUGGCCAUGUACUGCCGCGUGUACACUGUGGCAAAGAGAAAGACACAAACCCUCAGGAGGAGCAGUAAAGGAGAAGCAGUUGAGACGGAGGGUGUUAUGCUGAGGAUACACAGAGGGAACCCCGCUCAGAUGGGGAAGCCGGAGGAGGACGAGGGGACUGCGACACAGAAACACACAUCCUUCUCCCUGACAAAGCUGCUGAAGUUCUCAAGAGAAGAGAAGGCAGCCAAGAUGCUUGGCAUUGUUGUCGGGUGUUUCAUUCUGUGCUGGCUCCCAUUUUUCCUGGUUUUACCCAUCGGGUCCAUCUUCCCGUCUUGUAAGCCCUCUGAAACCAUUUUCAAGAUAACCUUCUGGCUGGGUUACCUCAACAGCUGUAUCAACCCCAUCAUCUACCCGUGCUUCAGCCGGGAGUUCAAGAAAGCCUUCCAUAACGUGCUGCGUGGCCACUGCCUGAGAACCGGGGUGCCGGCUGCCAAACCACAAGGACACAUGACUACCCAUUCCUCCAGUGCGGGCCCCACGUCUAAUACCUCUGUUCUCUCAAGCCAGAACCGCGUCACUGUUUCCUCGUGGGGCUGCUGCAGGGCGCUGUCAACCUCCUCGUCAUCUGUCUGCGGCUCGGAUCAGGCUCAAAGCGCUCAAAUCCAGAGCAGGAGUCUGCUGAAGGCGUGGUGUCUCUCAGCGAGUCGAACGCCAGUACCACAGAACCCAAACAGCCACAGAUCAACCAAGGUGUUACGCCUUUCUCUCGGCGUCAAAGGAGAAGCUGUUUGA
Messenger RNA from Plectropomus leopardus (leopard coralgrouper), 2179 nucleotides. It is a transcript of the gene adra1ab, whose product is annotated as adrenoceptor alpha 1Ab. Gene Ontology annotation, molecular function: alpha1-adrenergic receptor activity. The record is from RefSeq and is a predicted model, not a curated record. Gene Ontology annotation, cellular component: plasma membrane. NCBI's taxonomy places the organism in Eukaryota, Metazoa, Chordata, Actinopteri, Perciformes, Serranidae. Gene Ontology annotation, biological process: phospholipase C-activating G protein-coupled receptor signaling pathway; adenylate cyclase-activating adrenergic receptor signaling pathway; positive regulation of cytosolic calcium ion concentration.